GGAAACGAAGAAGAAGAAGAGAGGUUAAGUCUGUUUUCUGGUUCCGGAGUUAGCAUUACCCUUCGCUAACAGGCAGGAUGUUGACCCGACUAUUGCGGUUCGGGCCCGCUUUGCCCCGGUUAAUCUCACGUCAGCCGGCCCGGUUCGUCUCUCAGACGAAGUCGAGUAGUGCUGCCGGUACGGCCUCAGUGACGGAACUGCACGGGCCGGUGGACCAGGGUGGACACGGAGAGGUCGACCCUUACGUCAAGGUGAGCUUCUGUCCGUGGGUCCAGCAGUUUCAGAAUCAGCUUCCUGAGUGCAAAAUAUUAGGGAAUGAGUGGAUUUAAUGAUCUACAGAACCUAAUAUCAUUAAAAGAUUCAGAUAAUCUUGAGAGAUCUCUGUACUAAAGGGACAAGGACCGAUACCGAGAUUGGAUGGUCCUGAUCUCCUGGCCCUCAGCCAGCACUGCAUUGAAAACAGACAGGAGUCUGGAGUGGAAAUCCAAAUCCACGCGCUCCAAAUCACUUCCAAAAACCAUUGUCUGUGAAGACAGUUCAUCACUGCAUCCACACAUAAGAAUAAGACUGAACUCUGCCGAGGGGAAACCAGGUAGAAACAUGAUCUAGAAAUGCCGGUGACUUCUCUUGGCCCUUUUCAGGUGGAAUGAGGUGAAAUAACAAAUGGUCCUGCGGUGUGAGGAUUUUAAAUCUGACAUUUUUAUUUGGAAUCAGGCUCUGCAUCCUCAGCACUGACGAUAUGGGGAUCACCAGAGUCCGUGUCAUGGGUAGCUUCUACAUUUGUGAAGACUCCACCAAUGCAGAUCAAUAUCUACAGGUUUAGGAGCAACAUCUGCUGACAUCCAGACAAUGACUUUAUCAGAGAAGACCUUCAUAUUUUUGCAGGACAAUGACAAACCACAUUCUGCAGGGAUUACAACAGCAUGGCUCUGUGUUGGUUGCAUCAAAUCUAGUUUUAAGUUAGUAUUUUACACAGACGCUGUUCUGUUUUGGAAUUCGAGUUGUUGUUACGCUUGAACAAAAUUUAUACAUAAGAAUUUAUGAAUACUGGACCCAUGUAAUAAGUGUUUUCCAGAAGGUACUCAGUAAUCUUUCUGUCUAAUAGUUUUUUUUAAACAAUAAUCCUUCAUCUAUGCCAUAAAUAAUUAAAUCUUAAUUAAACUAAAUGUCUUUUUCUAAAACAUUUUUCCUAAAGUUUGGUGGAUUUCAAGCAGAUAGAGUAGCCUUAACAUACUGUAGCUUAAGUUUUCUCAAAUGUGGUCUUUCUAGUCCUUUUUUAAAUUAGUAUUGUUUUAUAGGCUGAUGGGUUGCUCCAUGCACAACUAAGCAGCAAAUGUUCUGAUAUAAAAUCCAAAAUUGUCGUAUUUCUUUUGAAAAAUCAUCAAAGAUAAUUCAGUUUUAAGAAAAUCUGUGUUUUUAAUUAGUGACAGAGUAAUCAAUAAUGAAAACAAAUGUUUAUUUCAGACUUCCCAGUGACAUAGACUCUACUGGAUCAGAUGCAGCUCUGACCCUGACUGACCCCUCUGAUCCCCUCCUCUGUGUUUGUUCAGAAUCCAGACUACCAUGGCUUCUCCAGUGACCCUGAGGUUGAUCUGUGGAACAUGAGGAUGGUAUUCUUCUGUGGGAUCUCGGUGGCAUUUGUUCUUGGAGGAACAUUUCUCGCCUAUUUACCAGACGAGACGUUAGUAAUUUUCAUUUCGUGUCAAAUGUAAAUUGAUGUUUUCAGGAGUGUCAAAGUGAAGUCUGUGCUGGGAAAUUAUUUUUGGUGAAAGGGAUACAUACUUACAGUAUCUCACAAAAGUGAGUACACCCCUCACAUUUCUGCAAAUAUUUGAUUAUAUCUUUUCAUGGGAAAAUACUGAAGAAGUGACACUUUGAUACAAUGUAAUGUAGUCAGUGUUCAGCUUGUGUAACAGUGUAAAGUUAUCGUCCCCUCAAAACAAUUCAACACACAGCCAUUAAUGUAUACACCCCUGGCAACGAAAGUGAGUACACCACCAAGUGAAAAUGUCCAAACUGGGCCCAAUUAGCCAUUUUCUCUUCCUGCUGUCAUGUCCCUUAUUAGUGCUACAAGGUCCCAGAUGUGAAUGGGAGGCAGUUGUGUUAAAUUUGAUGUUAUUGCUCUCACACUCUCUCAUACUUAUCACUAGAAGGUUAACAUGGCAUCUAAUGGCAAAGAACUCUGGGAGGAUCUGAAAAAAAGAAUUGUGGCUCUACAUAAAGAUGGCCUAGGCUAUAAGAAGAUCGCCAACACCCUGAAACUGAGCUGCAGCACAGUGGCCAAGACCAUUGAGCUGUUAAACAGGACAUGUUCCACUCAAAACAGGCCUUGCCAUGGUUGACCGAAGAAGUUGAGUGUACAUGUCCUCCCAGGAGGGAGCCUCUUAUAAAGAUGAUGCACAAGAAAGCCUGCAAAGUUUGCUAAAGACAAGCAGAGUAAGGUAAUGGAUUACUGGAACCAUGUCCUAUAGUCUGAUGAGACCAAGAUAAACCUAUUUGGUUCAGAGAGUAUCCAGCGUGUGUGGCGGCAACCAGGUAAGGAGUACAAAUACAAGUGUGUCCUGCCUGCAGUCAAGCAUGGUGGUGGGAGUGUCAUAGUCUGGGGCUGCAUGAGUGCUGCUGGCACUGGGGAGCUGCAGUUUAUUGAGGGAACCAUGAAUGCCAACAUGUACUGUGACAUAUUGAAGCAGAGCAUGAUCCCCUCCCUUUAGAUACUGGGCUGCAGGGCAGUAUUCCAACAUGAUAAUGACACCAAAAACACCCUCAAGACGACAGCUGCCUUGCUGAAGAAGCUGAGGGUAAAGGUGAUGGACUGGCCAAGCAUGUCCCCAGACCUAAACCCGACUUGGCAUCUGUGGAGCAUCCUAAGAUGGGAGGGGAAGAAGCUCAAGGUCUCUAACAUCCACCAGCUCUGUGAUGUCAUUUUGGAGGAGUGAAAGAGGAUUCAAGGAGCAACCUGUGAGGCUCUGGUGAACUCCACGCCCAAGAGGGUUAAGGCAGUGCUGGAAAACGAUGGUGGCCACACAAAAUAUUGACACUUUGGGCCCAAUUUGGACAUUUUCUCUUAGUGGUGUACUCACUUGUGUUGCUAGGGGUGUACACAUUAAGUGCUGCGUGUUGAGUUAUUUUGAGGGGACAAUAAAUUUACACUGCUACACAAGCUGUACACAAGCUGUACACUGACUACUAUCAAAGUGUCAUUUCUUAAGUGGUGUCUUAUGAAAAGAUAUAAUUAAAUGUUUGCAGAAAUGUGAGGGGUGUACUCACUUUUCUUAGAAACUGUAAGACUCACAGGUUUUCAUGAUCAAAGCUGAAUAAGAGAAACAAAUCAUUCUUUGUUGUUUCUCAUGUCUGUCUGCCUGGUUUGUGUCCCUCUGCAGUUCAUGGGCCAGGAGGGAAGCAGAGAAUCUCAUCGUAGAGAGGGAGGCGGCCGGUCUUCCUCUUAUAGAUGAGAACUACUAUGACCCAAGCAAGAUCAUCCUGCCCACAGCUGGAGAGAAGUAGAGCAUUCAGCCUGCAUUCAACGUGUUCAUGAUUAUUGUAUUUCACUAUGAGAGAAUAAAUUAUGUUGUUUAAUUGUGUAGUUAUCAUGUGUGCUCAAUGAUUUCUUCAAGUUGCUUUUUAAGAAGUUCUGAGUCAUGUGUGAAAGGAGAAUCUACAGGGAUACAUUCAACACCAGUUCUGCAGCUUCUUGAGUUUUGAGCUCAGCCUCAAGUAAUUAUUUUCAAGCAGUAAUUAAGAUUCAAUCCCCCACCGUGCACAUUACUGUAAUCUGACAAUAACAUGCAAGAGUAGAGCGACUAUGUUUAAUUCCUGCCACUUCAAAAAAGGGCACAUUUUGAGGAAAGCAUUUUUGCUUAACUUGAGCAGAUCUAUUUAAUUAUGCAUCCUGUAACUUUGCAAUUUUUAAUGUCAAAUUCAGAAGAAAAAAGUGGUAUAAUAAAUGCUGUAAUAAAUUAAACAGUUUUUGCCAAAUAUGAAGCCUAAUUAAAUUAAACAAAAACACUAACAGGUCUAAAUUAACUACUAUUGAGUCACAAUCUAUGGUCAUACGCAAUUGCAUCUCUGGCUCUGUAGAUCAAACUGGGAAAAAAAUGUUUUUGUUGUUUAGUGUAGUCAAGACUUUUGUUGAUAAAUCUGUACAUAGGUUUAUGUUGAAUUAAGGUUAGAGAGUGACAUGGUCAUUAGGAGUGGUUUAAUUUGUGGGUGAAUUGUCAUAAUAAAAUAUAUUUGGGUUAAAUUUUCCCUUUAAAAAAAUAAAUGCUAGGACAUGUUUAUCGAUA
This is a messenger RNA of Xyrichtys novacula (pearly razorfish), 4283 nucleotides long. Lineage: Eukaryota; Metazoa; Chordata; Actinopteri; Labriformes; Labridae. The record is from the annotation of a GenBank genome assembly.